This is a messenger RNA of Linum trigynum, 2224 nucleotides long. The record is from the annotation of a GenBank genome assembly. Lineage: Eukaryota; Viridiplantae; Streptophyta; Magnoliopsida; Malpighiales; Linaceae.
AUUCAUAUUCAUAUUGACAAUAAAUACGACAUUCCAAAUAAAUUAAUAAAUACUCAUAUUUAAAUACAACAUUUAACGUCAAUACCUAAACGUUUAUACUUGAUCCAAAAAAAUGACAUCAACAUUUAACUGUUGAAUUCACGAAAUAAAUAAUAAACUAAUUUUUUUAUUAAUUAAAUUAACUGAAACAACAUCAUUUUGCUUAGAGGUCAUAAAUAAAUCAUGUCAAUCAUACCAGUGUUAUUUACACUGGUUUCAUGACCAAUACCGAUUCAACCAAAUUCAAUCGGCCAACAUUCGACCAUAGUGAACUACAUGAUAAAUUAUUCAUCUCUCCCUCCCUCCCUCCUUGCUUGCAUAUAUAACUUCAAGCUCCGCAGCUGCUCCUACCAAACUAUCAAUCCUUACCUAAAAGAAGAAAGAAAAUAAGAAGAAAAAUAAAAGCCAUGGAAGUAAACAUCCUUGAGACCACCAUCGUGAAGCCAGCCAAUGACAAGGAAGAGACGAGCUCUCCUCCUGGCCAGCGACUCUGGCUGUCCAACUUGGACCUCGUGCACGGCAGGAUUCACCUGCCGCUGCUGUUCCUCUACAAGCGGGACCUCAACAGCCUGGCGUCGCACGAUUUCUUCGACGCCAGGUUGCUGAAGGAGGCACUGAGUCGAGCCCUCAUCCCCUUCCACCCUCUGGCCGGGAGGCUGGCCAGAGAUGAGGAGGAGAGAAUCGAGGUGGACUGCAACGGCAAAGGUGUGCUGUUCAAGGAAGCCGAGGCUCCGGAAAUAGGGUUGGAUGAGAUCGAUGAUUUCAUGCCGGCCUCCGAGCUGCUCAAGUUGGUGCCAAGAGUUGAUUAUGCAGAAGAGAUCUCUUCUUACCCUUUGUUACUCCUUCAGGUCACAAGGUUCAAAUGCAAUGGAGUAUGCCUCGGGAUCGGCACCCACCACAGCCUAGCCGAUGGGCAAUCAGCCAUGAACUUCAUCAACACAUGGUCCGACAUGGCUCGAGGCCUUCCCCCGAUCGCCACACCGUUCCUUGACCGCACCAUCCUCCAAGCCAGGAGCCCGCCCUCUCCAAAGUUUCACCACACCGAGUACGACCCGCCCCAAACCCUAAUCAACAACAACAACAACUCGAAGAACCCGACCCAAAUCGACCCCAAAAACCUCACCACUAUGUCGAUUGUCACGUUCACACCGGACCAAGUCCGUGCCCUAAUAACGAAAUGUGCAAACCCUAGCAACGACCAUUCCAAUGUCAGGUACAGUACUUACCAAAUCAUGACCGCACACAUUUGGCGCUGCGCGAGCAGGGCGCGCGGCCUGGCCGACGAUCAGCCGACCAGGCUGCACAUAUCGGUCGACGGAAGGUCUAGGUUGGUCAACCGCCCACCAUUUCCUGUGCAUUACUUCGGCAAUGUGAUUUUCCAUGCUACUACGAUGGUAAAGGCUGGAGAGCUUGUCUCUGAACCGAUUGCUCGAACCGUGGAGAGGAUUCGACGAGCGAUAAACACGAUGGACGACGAGUAUCUGAGGUCGGCUGUAGAUUACUUGGAAGAUCCUAAUGAUCCAGCUGGUGUGAUGCAGGUUCCGGGGACAUGUCGGUCGCCGAACCUGAAGAUCAUCAGCUGGAUCAGGCUUCCUUUCGAGUACUCCGAUUUCGGGUGGGGGAGGCCCGUGUCGUAUCGUCCUGCGAAUCUAUUCGAAGGGAAAGGGAACCUGAUGCACGGCACGGAUGGGAGCCUGUCCCUGGUGAUUUGUCUUGAAGAAGGUGCUAUGGUGGCGUUUCGAAAGCUGGUUCAUGAUGAUGAUGUUGGCGGUUGUUGUUCCGAGAGAUCGGCCACAUCGUCCAGGCUCUGAUAUCAAUAAUAACUCGUCUUGAAGCGACGAUGUUGUAUGAUGUUUUAUGUUUGUUCCUGCAUUAAGACUUUCAUAUAAUGUCAAACGCAUAUGUUCACGAAUUCAUUCUGAUCGCUCGUUAUAGAAUUGUUGGGGGAAAAAAUGGGUUAAUUGCAUGGUUGGUCACUGAGAUUACAAAAAAUGUUCAAGUUUGGUCACUCGAAAUAUUUAAAUCCAUUGGUGGUACUUCAAUUUACUGAAACCGUUCAAUUUGGUCACUCUCCGUCCAACUCCGUUAACUUUUGCUUACGUGGCGGUCAACUCUAAAAGUUGACCGUUAAAUGUGUGACGUGGCAAUUUAAAAAUGAUAAAUUUAAUAAAAUUAAUUUUUUUAA